AUGGGCCCACAGCAGCUAGACGGCAGCCUGCACGGCUCCACGGUUGCUCCAACGAUCUCUAAUGCGGCCUCUGUUCUGCCGCAGCCGCCCGCGGCCCCCACUGCUGCGAGUCUACCGCUGGCGCGGACUCCACGGGCACGGCCCGCCUCAGAGCACGCGGGCGACCCGGCUCACUCGUCGUCGCCGUCCUCCUCGACGGCGGCGGCCUGCACGGCCACGGUGUCCAGCUCACGCUGGCCCUCCUUCGUGAUCUUGCGGCCGCC
Molecule: messenger RNA, 263 nt
Organism: Prorocentrum cordatum
Lineage: Eukaryota; Dinophyceae; Prorocentrales; Prorocentraceae
Source: the annotation of a GenBank genome assembly